Macaca mulatta (Rhesus monkey) is the source of this 3845-nucleotide messenger RNA. The record is from RefSeq and is a predicted model, not a curated record. Lineage: Eukaryota; Metazoa; Chordata; Mammalia; Primates; Cercopithecidae.
UUCCAAGGGCGGGAGCCGCGGGGUGGAGCCAGCGCCCUCAGCGCGCUGAGGUCUGCGGGAACCUCCGCAGAAGUCCCGGCCCCCAGGACCCCAGGACCCCAGGACCCUAGGACCCAGUGGCGCAGCCGGCAGCCCCGGAUCCCUGAUCUGCUCGGGCAGCUCCCGCGGAACCUGGAACAGUGAAUGCGUAGGGGACGCCGGGCGUGCAGAAGGCGGGCAGUGUGGAACAUGCCUUCAUUACCCCCAGCUUCUGCUGCCCGAGGCUGCACCCACCUGUGCCCAUGGCCUGCACGGGCCCGUCACUUCCUAGUGCCUUCGACAUUCUAGGCGCAGCAGGCCAGGACAAGCUCUUGUAUCUGAAACACAAACUGAAGACCCCACGCCCAGGCUGCCAAGGGCAGGACCUCCUGCAUGCCAUGGUCCUCCUGAAGCUGGGCCAGGAAACUGAGGCCAGGAUCUCUCUAGAGGCACUGAAGGCUGAUGCAGCGGCCCGGCUGGUGGCCCGCCAGUGGGCUGGUGUGGACAGCACCGAGGACCCAGAGGAGCCCCCAGAUGUGUCCUGGACCGUAGCCCGCUUGUACCACCUGCUGGCUGAGGAGAAGCUGUGCCCGGCCUCGCUGCGGGACGUGGCCUACCAGGAAGCCCUCCAUACCCUCAGCUCCAGGGACGACCACCGGCUGGGGGAACUUCAGGAUGAGGCCCGAAACCGGUGUGGGUGGGACGUUGUUGGGAAUCCAGGGAGCAUCCGGACGCUCCAGUCCAAUCUGGACUGCCUCCCACCAUCCUCGGCUUCGCCCUCUGGGACCCGGAGCCUCCUGCGUCCCAUCGACGGUGUUGCCGGCUGGAGCCAAGGGCGCUCCCUGCGAUCCACCGACAGCCCCGCCUCCCUGGCCAGCAACUUGGAAAUCAGCCAGUCCCCCACCAUGCCCUUCCUCAGCCCGCACCGCAGCCCACACAGGCCCAGCAAGCUCUGUGACGACCCUCAGGCCAACCUGGUGCUGGAGCCUGUCCCCGGUGGCUGCCAGGAGCCUGAGGAGAUGAGCUGGCCGCCAUCGGGGGAGACUGCCGGCCCCCAAGAGCUGCCAAGCAGCCCACCCCCUGCGCUUCCCAAAGUGGCCCCAGAUACAACCUCAACUGGCCUCCCUGAAACCCCCACAGCUCCAGAAACCAGCACCCACUACCCGGUGGAGUGCACUGAGGAGUCUGCAGGCGCCCAGUCUCUCCCGUCGCCCAUUGUGGAGCCCGUCAAAAACCCCUGCCCUGUCAAACACCAGUCGCCACUGCAACUUUCUGUAGAAGACACCACCUCUCCAAAUACCAAGCCGUGCCCACCUACUCCCACCACCGCAAAAACAUCCCCUCCGCCUCCUCCUCCUCCUUCAUCAGCCCCUUGUUCAGCUCACCUGACCCCCUCCUCCCUGUUCCCUUCCUCCCUGGAAUCGUCAUCGGAACAGAAAUUCUAUAACUUUGUGAUCCUCCAUGCCAGGGCGGACGAGCACAUCGCCCUGCGGGUCCGGGAGAAGCUGGAGGCCCUUGGUGUGCCCGACGGGGCCACCUUCUGCGAGGAUUUCCAGGUGCCCGGGCGUGGGGAGCUGAGCUGCCUGCAGGAUGCGAUAGACCACUCAGCUUUCAUCAUCCUACUUCUCACCCCCAACUUCGACUGUCACCUGAGCCUGCACCAGGUGAACCAAGCCAUGAUGAGCAACCUCAAGCGACAGGGGUCGCCAGACUGUGUCAUCCCCUUCCUGCCCCUGGAGAGCUCCCCGGCCCAGCUCAGCUCGGACACGGCCAGCCUGCUCUCCGGGCUGGUGCGGCUGGACGAACACUCCCAGAUCUUCGCUAGGAAGGUGGCCAACACCUUCAGGCCCCACAGGCUUCAGGCCCGAAAGGCCAUGUGGAGGAAGGAACAGGACGCCCGAGCCCUGCGGGAACAGAGCCAACACCUGGACAGUGAGCGGAUGCAGGCAGCGGCCCUGAACGCGGCCUACUCGGCCUACCUCCAGAGCUACCUGUCCUAUCAGGCACAGAUGGAGCAGCUCCAGGUGGCUUUUGGGAGCCACAUGCCAUUUGGGACUGGGGCACCCUUUGGGGCUCGAAUGCCCUUUGGGGGCCAGGGGCCCCUGGGAGCCCCUCCAUCCUUUCCCACUUGGCAGGGGUGCCCGCAGCCGCCGCCCCUGCAUGCGUGGCAGGCUGGCACCCCACCACCGCCCUCCCCACAGCCAGCAACCUUCCCACCGUCACUGCCCUUCUCACAGCCACCAGCCUUCCCUACGGCCUCACCUGCACCCCCUCAGAGCCCAGGACUGCAACCCCUCAUUAUCCACCAUGCACAGAUGGUACAGCUGGGGCUGAACAAUCACAUGUGGAACCAGAGAGGGUCCCAGGCGCCCGAGGACAAAACACAGGAGGCAGAAUGACUGUGUGUCCUUUGACCUGACCACCUGGGGAACACACCUGGACCCAGGCAUCAGCUUUGGGCAGGACCCCAUAGACCAUUCCGGUCUGCCCUGCGCCCUGUGGACAGUGGAAGAUGAGGUCAUCUGCCGCUUUCAGGACAUUGCCUGGGAGCCCUUCAUUUAGGACAAAAGGAGCGCGAUAAUGACCUGGCUUUCAGGGUGGUCAGAACUGGAUACCGUGUUUCCAAUUCCAAUCUCUAUUUUUGGGUGAGGGGUCUUGGUGGUGGGGGUAUUGCUACGGUCUUUUAAUUAUAAUAAUAUUUAUUGACUGCUUCCGCAGCGCCAUUGUCUUCUGGGACACCUUCUGCCCAGCUAUUUAUUAUAAAACACGUGGCUCCCGCUUCUGCAAAAGGGAAACGGAAGCGGGAAGUGCACGCUUUUUCUUGGAGGGCGUAAACCAGGAUCCAUCCUCAUCCCAUUGGUCAGAAUAUAAUCACAUGGCCCUGCUCCUGCGGCAAGGAACCCUGGGAAAUGUAGUCCUUUCUAAGCGGCCAUGUGCCUCGCCGAGUCUGGGUUCUAAUACCAGGAAAGGUGGAGGGAAAAGAUACUGUUGAGAGCGGGGAGGGUGCAGCCUGGGCAACAUGGUGAGACCCCGUCUCUUCAAAAACACAAAAAUUAACUGGGUGUGGUGGUGCACGCCUAUAGUCCCAGCUACUCAGGACACUGAGGUGGGGAGAUUGCUUGAGCCCAGGAGGUGAAUGCUGCAGUGAGCUAUAAAUGAAUGAAUGAGUGAAUGAAUGAACGAGUGAGUGAAUGAAUGAGUGACUGAAUGAAUGAACGAGUGAGUGAAUGAACGAAUUAGUGAAUGAAUGAAUGAGGAAUGAAUGAAUAAGUGAGUAAAUGAAUAAGUGAGUGAAUGAAUGGAUGAGUGAAUGAAUGAAUGAAUGAGUGAACGAAUGAGUGAGUGAAUGAAUAGAUGAGUGAAUGAAUGAACGAGUGAGUGAAUGAAUGAAUGGAUGAGCGAACGAAUGAAUAAAUGAAUGAAUUGGAAUAAAUGCCACUGGGGGACAUUUAGCAGUUUUGCUGCAGCCCUUCCUUUUUCUUUGGGGUCUGCCUUGAUGCCCCCACCAAGGUUGGACUCUGAUGCCACUGUGUGAUGCUGAGCAAGUGCCUCACCUUUCGGAGUCUCUGCUUUUUCAUCUGAGAAAUGGGUCUGUGGAGGCUGUUGUUUCAAGGCCUCAGCGGAUGAUAUGCAGAACCACAUAAAUAUCAGGUACACCGUAUCUGGGUAGCAGGUGCAGCGCUCAUUAAGUGGGGGGACCCACAUGGAAGGGAUUCAUAUUUUUCAGGGUGACAGAUCUUCUAAGAAUAAGAAUGGAGCCAAGGUUUGCUGGACACUUAACAUUUAUUGAUUCUGGAUUAUAAAUAAAUAAGUACAUACGUAAACAA